Fusarium oxysporum Fo47 is the source of this 2979-nucleotide messenger RNA. RefSeq names its product ssDNA endodeoxyribonuclease RAD1. Gene Ontology annotation, biological process: nucleotide-excision repair involved in interstrand cross-link repair; double-strand break repair via single-strand annealing, removal of nonhomologous ends; double-strand break repair via homologous recombination. Gene Ontology annotation, cellular component: nucleotide-excision repair factor 1 complex. The record is from RefSeq and is a predicted model, not a curated record. The transcript has 2 exons. NCBI's taxonomy places the organism in Eukaryota, Fungi, Ascomycota, Sordariomycetes, Hypocreales, Nectriaceae. Bases 70 to 2883 code for a protein of 937 amino acids. Gene Ontology annotation, molecular function: single-stranded DNA endonuclease activity; single-stranded DNA binding; damaged DNA binding.
AUUCACGACUUAUUCAUUUCAACCCCCUUCAACACAUCGUCUGUCAACACCAACAUUUAGGUGGCCCGCAUGUCUGCAAGUAAUGCUCCCCAACCAGUGAAGCUUUCACUCCCACUCGAAUACCAACAGACUCUGUUCCAGGAGCUUCGUGCCGAAGAUGAGCUUGUCGUUAUCGCACGCGGCCUGGGGUUGAUGCGUCUUGUCAACAAUCUCCUCCAUUCGUAUGACGCCGGCGGAAACAAUUUAAUUGUUAUAGUCGCCGCUGAUGAACGAGAAAAUGGCUGGAUUGGAGAAGCAUUGGCCGAACAUGCAGCCAUCAGCAUGUCCCCGAAAGCGCGUGGCCUGACAGUCGUGAACACAGACUUUCAAAGCGUCGGCGCCAGGGAAAAGAUGUACUCUGGAGGCGGAAUCUUCAGCAUCACAUCGCGUAUUCUAGUGGUGGACCUUCUCACAGGUUUGCUGAAUCCUGAAUCAAUUACAGGUCUUAUUGUUCUUCAUGCCGAUCGCGUUGUCGCAACAUCCCUCGAGGCCUUCAUUUUGAGAGUUUACCGUCAAAAGAACAAGAUUGGGUUUCUUAAAGCCUUCUCGGAUAACCCCGAUCCCUUCACCACUGGCUUCUCGCCCUUGGCUACUAUGAUGAGGAACCUCUUUCUGCGUAAAGCCUCGCUCUGGCCUCGAUUUCAUGUCACAGUCGCGCAAUCUCUGGAAGGGAAGAAGAAGGCCGAAGUUAUCGAACUCGAAGUCCCUAUGACAGACUCGAUGCGUGAGAUUCAAAACGCCAUAAUGGAAUGUGUUGAAGUCAGUAUUCACGAGCUCAAGAAAGGUAACAGUGGCCUGGAAAUGGACGAUUGGAACCUCGACAGCGCUCUUCUCAAGAACUUUGACAUCAUGGUUCGAAGACAGUUAGAUCCCAACUGGCACCGUGUGAGCUGGAAGACGAAACAGAUUGUGAAUGACUUGACUGUUCUCAGAGCCAUGCUCAACUCUAUUCUGUCAUAUGAUGCUGUUUCGUUCCUUCAGCAUUUGGAUACCAUUCAUGCCGCUCACUCCCCGCCUCCAGGAUCGACCCGACAAACCCAAUCACCGUGGCUUUUCCUUGAUGCUGCUCAGACCAUUUUCGACACGGCAAGACGAAGAGUAUAUUCCGCUAGUGCCAAGGAUGCGGCUCGGGAAGAUAACAUCGACUCUCUAAGGCCUGUCCUCGAAGAGCUACCCAAGUGGGCGCUUCUAGCUGAGGUCCUGGAGGAAAUUGAUCGCGAUCUGUACUUUGAGCCCCCAGUUCGAGACGACUCCAACGGCACCAUCCUGAUCAUGUGCUCAAAUACCGAUACUUGCAGGCAGUUGCGAGACUUCUUACAAACCAUGCACGUCAAGCCCAAGACGGAGAAACGAUCAAGUGAGGACGAUGAAGAUGAAGACAAGCCCUCUGCAGCUUUCAUGAUGCGAAGGCGAUUAAGGAACUACUUGAAAUGGAAGAGACAAUUUGCUCAGGUCAGCGCCACUCUCUUUUCAGAGAACCAGAAGGCCCUGAAUGGAGCCACGGACACUCGUCCAGGUUUUGCAGGGUCAAGAGGCGGAAAGGCUCCUGCAAACAAGCGGCGACGAGUGCGCGGCGGGGGAAAUGUUGGCGUAAGCAUGGGUCGUGCUGAGAAUGGCAGUAUCAUGCAGUACAUUGAGAAACCGGGAGAAGUUGCCGAUCUCAUGGCUGAGGUACAGAUCACAGAAGAGGAAGCACAGCAGAAAGAAGACGUUGUAGCAGAUCCCCUCGACAACAUGGAGGAAUACUUCAAACUAUAUGAUAUGCAAGACCUAGUCGUCAUCCACGCAUAUGAUGGGGAUCAGGACGAGCAUGUCCUCGAGGAAACCAAACCGCGAUAUAUAAUUAUGUAUGAGCCGGACGCUGCCUUUAUUCGUCGAGUUGAAGUGUACCGAUCAUCGCAUAACGACAGGAACGUGAGGGUAUACUUUAUGUACUAUGGUGGCUCAGUGGAGGAGCAGAAAUACCUUUCAUCUGUUCGGCGAGAGAAAGAUGCAUUUACGAAACUCAUCAAGGAGAGAGCAAGCAUGUCCCUUGUCAUGACCGUGGACCCGGCUGAGGAUCCUGAAGAGGCUUUUCUCCGUACCGUCAACACACGUAUUGCUGGUGGUGGAAGGCUGGCAGCAACAGCUGAGCCGCCACGUGUUGUGGUAGACGUACGAGAAUUCCGAUCCUCUCUACCGUCUCUUCUCCACGGCCGCUCUAUGAUCAUUGUACCAUGCAUGCUCACAGUUGGUGAUUACAUCCUAUCACCAAAUAUCUGUGUAGAACGCAAAUCUAUCAGUGAUUUGAUCUCGUCAUUCAAGGAUGGUCGGCUCUACAGUCAAGCCGAGACUAUGUUUCAGUACUACAAAAGCGUGAUGCUGCUCAUCGAGUUUGACCAGAACAAGUCCUUCACUCUGGAGCCAUUUGCCGAUUUAUCUGGAAGCUUGAACAGUGUUGCCCCCACCAACAUGUCAUCCGACCUCCAAUCCAAGUUAGUAUUACUGACCCUGGCAUUUCCCAAGUUACGAAUCAUCUGGUCUUCGUCUCCGUACCAGACGGCCGAGAUCUUUGAGUCCCUCAAGACUCAGGAGGAAGAGCCAGAUCCGAUAGCCGCUGUCAGGGCUGGCUUGGAUAAGGAUACAAGGGCCGAGGAGCAGGCCUUUAACCAGGAGCCCCAGGAUAUGCUUGCCAUCGUGCCGGGCGUGACUCCACAAAACAUCAAAAAUCUGGUGCUCAAGACUGAGAAUAUUCGUGAAGUUGCCAACAUGACGGUCCAAGAAUUGACACCUUUGGUCGGCACAACGGCUGGACGACAGAUCCAUGGAUUCUUUAACCGCAACAUCAUGGAAGAAGACGAUUAAUACCAAGCCAAUGUCAAAGCGGUAUACAGAUACGGCCAGAUUGAAUCAAGACGUAGAAGGGAGUGAAAUAAUAAACAAUAUAAGUUGACUCGGUUU